AAGCAAGGCUGCGAAGCCGGCGAAGUGAGGCUGCAAAUCCGGCGAAGCAAAGCUGCGAGGCAACCGGCGAACCUAGGCUGCGAAGCCGGCGAAGUGAGGGGGCGAAGGGAGGCUGCGAAGGUUAUCAAUUUGACUAUGUAUUUGAUUGGACAAAUACUGAAGUAUCCACAAAUUGGCUCCAGUUCCAGAACACGAGCAAGUGCAAAACCAGCUUUGAACCCUGGACCUUCUGCAGAAAGAACAGAAAGGCCUUCAGUGGGACAAGAUUUUCUAGAAGGAAUGGUUCUGGGCAUGGUUCACAUGGUAAUAACUCCAGACAUAGAUCAACUGAUGAUGCGCCAUCAUCCAAAGAUGUGGGCUCAGCAACAUUUUGUUUGUAGGAUGGAUCUAAUGAAAGCAAUACUGAAGUGAGCAAACGCGAGAGGGCCAGGCUAGUAUACUAUUGGGGGUCAGUAUACUACUGAUGAUCAGUACACUACUGAUGGUCAGUAUACUACUGGGGCUAGUAUACUACUGGGGGUCAGUAUAUUUCUGAGGGUCAGUACUCCAGGAAAUCCUGCUGGAGAAACUUCUUCACCAUGAGAAGAGGUGAAAUUCAAAGCAACUUGUAUGUGAAAGCAGCAAAGCCAGAGAUAAAUGAUAUAUUGUUCAAGUUUCAUAUUGUAAUAUUUAUAAAUAGUUUUUGAAAUUAUUAAAUAAAUGAGUUGUUUAUAAGAAAAACAAAGAUGGAAUAUAGAAAUAUUAUUUCUUCACAA
Rosa rugosa (rugosa rose) is the source of this 755-nucleotide messenger RNA. RefSeq names its product casein kinase 1-like protein 11. The transcript is spliced from 6 exons. NCBI's taxonomy places the organism in Eukaryota, Viridiplantae, Streptophyta, Magnoliopsida, Rosales, Rosaceae. The record is from RefSeq and is a predicted model, not a curated record. The coding region runs from base 136 to 411 and encodes 91 amino acids.